Messenger RNA from [Candida] anglica, 1636 nucleotides. The record is from the annotation of a GenBank genome assembly. Lineage: Eukaryota; Fungi; Ascomycota; Pichiomycetes; Serinales; Debaryomycetaceae.
UUUAUUAAUAAUCUAUAUAUAAACUUAGAAUGUCAGUAUUCAGUUCUCUUUUUGGUUCUGGUGCUUCUAAUGCCAAUGUUGACCAAUCGAUUGACUCUUUAUUCAAGAAGUCAACUGGUCCUGUUGAAAAGAGUAAAUUGAUUAGAGAUAGAACUGUCAUUGACCGUCCUGUUAGAAGACAACAACCAACUUCCACUGGAGAAGACGCACAAGAAGAUGAUGAAGAUGUCGAAGAAGAUGACGAAGAAGUAGUGGACGCUAACGCUGCUGCCGUUGCUGCUAAGAAGAGUAGAAAGAAGAAGGAUGCCAAUGAAGAUUUAGAAGCUAGAUAUUUCGAUAAACUUCUCAAGAGUGAAAAAUCCGAAGAAGCUAACAAGGAAGAAGUAAAGGAAACUGAAUCUGACGUUGAAGCAGGUUCUGAUCUGGGUUCUGGUUCUGAUUCCGAUUCCGAUUCUGAUUCUGAUUCUGAUUCUGACUCUGAUUCUGACUCUCCAAAAUCAAAGAAGUCCAAGAGAGCUACUCAAGUUGAUCUUAAAGAAACUGAACUUGAAAAAUCCGAAAGAACUAUCUUUGUUGGGAAUGUUGCAGCCACUGUUAUUACCUCCAAACAAGUAUACAAGAGAUUCAAGACUGUUUUCUCCAAAUUUGGUAAAAUUGAAUCCAUUAGAUUUAGAUCUAUUUCAUUUGAAGAUGCUGUUCCUAGAAAGGUUGCAUUUGCCAAGAAAUCAUUGCAUAACACCAGAGAUACUUUGAAUGCAUACGUUGUUUUCGCUGAUAAGGAACCUUCUAAGAAGGCUGCAAAGCAAUUGAAUGCAUCUGUUUUCGAACACAAUCAUUUACGUACUGAUCAUGUCGCUCAUCCAGCUCCAAAGGAUAACAAGAGAACCAUUUUCGUUGGUAACUUGGAUUUCGAAGAAAAGGAAGAAAACUUGUGGCGUUAUUUCCAAAGUAAGACUGAUAAUGAUGUUGAAUCUGUUAGAAUUAUUCGUGAUUCUAAAACUAAUUUGGGUAAAGGGUUUGCCUUGAUUCAAUUCAAAGAUACCUUGUCUGUGAAUAAGGCAAUUCUUCUUAAUGAUAAACAUAUGAUUGUAGGUGAAAAGAAGGGUCGUAAAUUACGUAUUAGUAGAGCCAAGGCUCAUGUUAAACCAUCCAUUCUUUCUCCAAAUCACAUAGAUAAUGCCAAAAAGACAUAUGCUUCCAACAGAUCAAAGCAAUUGACUGAUCAACAAAAGACUAAGCUUGGACGUGCCCAAAGUGUUUUGGGUAAGGCCGACAGAGCCACUGCUGGUAGAUCUAGACCUAUCAUGGAAGGUCAAAGAGCUGCCAAGGGUGAAAACAUUGCUGGUAUCAAGGGAUUGAAGGGUAACAAGGGUCGUGUAAAGAAGCCAAGAAUUAGAGACAGAUCUACUCAAUUUAAGAAGGCUAGAAACGAAGAAAGUGAACAAGCCAAGAAGGAACAUUCAAAGGACUCCAAGAGAGAUAACUCCAAGAGAGAUAACUUCAACAGAGGUAACAGAGAUAACUCCAACAGAGGUGGCAGAGACUUCAGAGGAUCCAAACCAUCUGGCUCCAGACCUCCAAGAGGUAAUGGUAGACCAAGAGCUUAGAUUGUAACAUAGUUAAUAUAAAGACCGGU